Molecule: messenger RNA, 7175 nt
Organism: Varanus komodoensis (Komodo dragon)
Lineage: Eukaryota; Metazoa; Chordata; Lepidosauria; Squamata; Varanidae
Product: protein unc-13 homolog A
Exons: 45
Coding region: 238-5721 (1827 amino acids)
Biological process (GO): presynaptic dense core vesicle exocytosis; synaptic vesicle maturation; synaptic transmission, glutamatergic
Cellular component (GO): neuromuscular junction; terminal bouton; presynaptic active zone cytoplasmic component
Molecular function (GO): diacylglycerol binding; calcium ion binding; phospholipid binding
Source: RefSeq, a predicted model, not a curated record
UCCCCUUUGAUGGAGGGGAAUUUGGAGGCGUCUGGCAGUUCUAGAGUGGGGGGGCAGGGAAUUUAUCGCCCCUGCUCCCCUCCAGCUCCCAAAGAUGAUCCAAGGGUGGCAGAGCUUCCCGGAGAGAAGGUGCAAACCAAACUAGCCAUAUAACAAUAAAAACUCACUCGAGGAAGAAGAGGCCAAAGCGAAAGAGGAAGAAAACAUCUCCAAAUUGGCCAACUCUGCCUCAGAGACAUGCUGCGCAAAGAAAUGCUACUGGAAAGGAGCUGUCCACGGAUCCUGGUGCUGAAGCAAAAUGGCUGGCUGCUAGACUCGGAUGAGCCGCCCCGAGCAGCAAUUCAGAGAAUAUGCAAUUUCCCAGCAGAAGCAACACAGAUCGUUCCUUUCUCACGUUACUCCCCCACUGAAACGAGACUCCAUCCAGCCCGUUGUGCAAGAAGGCCGAACCUGAGCGAGAGAGAGAAAGAGGGAGAGAGAGAAAUUGCCAUGUCUUUGCUGUGUGUUCGAGUGAAAAAAGCCAAGUUUGAUGGCCCCCAAGAAAAGUUCAACACCUACGUGACCCUCAAAGUGCAGAAUGUGAAGAGUACGACAAUCGCAGUACGAGGAAACCUUCCGUGCUGGGAGCAAGACUUCAUGUUUGAGAUCAACAGGCUGGACCUUGGGCUGACAGUAGAAGUGUGGAACAAAGGUCUUAUCUGGGACACCAUGGUGGGCACCGUGUGGAUCCCCCUAAGCACCAUCCGGCAAUCCAAUGAGGAUGGGCCUGGGGAAUGGCUAACCCUCGACUCCCAUGUCAUUAUGACCGACAAUGAAAUCUCUGGCACCAAGGACCCCACCUUCCACCGCAUCCUUUUGGACACCCGCUUUGAGCUCCCCCUCGAUAUUCCUGAAGAAGAGGCACGCUACUGGGUCAAAGAGCUCGAGCGCCUUAAUGCCAUGCGAGACCAAGACGAUAAACAGCCACUUCCAGUACCCAGCUCACAAUGUUGCAACUGGAAUUAUUUUGGCUGGGGCGAUCAACAAAAUGAUGACCUGGACAGCACUGUGGAUGACCGUGACAGCGACUACCGCAGCGAGACCAGCAACAGUAUUCCACCUCCGUACUACACCACCUCCCAGCCCAAUGCCUCGGUGCACCAGUACCCGCUGCGACACCAGCACCGACUCUCCCGGGACUCCUACACGGACUCCAUGCAGAGCUAUGAAAUGGACUACUCGGACCACCAGCCCAUCAGCCCCACAGGAAGCAGCCGAUACGCCUCAUCGGCAGAACUGAGCCAAGGGAGUUCCCAGCUGAGUGACGAUUUUGAUCCCGACGACAUCAGCUUGGACGAGCGGGACGGAGACUCCUAUCAUUCCUGCCACAGCUCGGUGAGUUACCAUAAGGACUCCCCACGCUGGGACGAAGAAGAGGAAGAUGAUGAUCUCUACCUGGAAGAGGAUGAGUUCAACGAAGAGUACAGUGGGAACGAGGAGUACUACCCCGAAGACGAGGUGCCGGAAUCCGAAUUCGAGGCAUAUCCCCGCGAGGCGUACCAGCAACAACAAGCCCAGCAGACUCCAGCCCCUCAGUUUGCCCUCUCUCAGCAGAAAACCCCACCGGCGCAGCCACAGAAACCACAACAAGUGCCCCCACCACAGCCUCAGAAGCCUCCGCAGGCCCCGCCACAACAGGCCCCGCAAAAGCCGCAAGCGCAGCAAAAGGUGCCACAGGUUCUGCAGCACGCUCAGCCCAAGCUGCAGCAGGAGCCGCAGACCUCGGCGAAGCCGCAGCUGCAGCCGCCUCCGCCGGAGCCAAAACAGGAGUUGCUGGAGGAAAGCCCCGUAGCCCAGCUGGAGGAGAAAGCCCCCGAAGGGCUCCCAGAGGAGAAAGCCCCGGAGGAAGAGUCCCGGCCGGCCGAGGAGAAAGGGGAGAGAGAGGCGACGGAAGUGGUUGACCCCAAAGCACGGGCAAAGGCCAACUGGUUACGUGCAUUCAACAAGGUCUGCAUGCAACUCCAAGAGGCUCGGGGUGAUGGUGAUGGAGAAUCCAAAUCUCUGUGGUUUAAAGGCGGGCCUGGUGGCGGGUUGAUCAUAAUUGAUAGCAUGCCCGAUAUUCGCAAAAGGAAACCCAUCCCCCUAGUUAGCGAUUUGGCUAUGUCUUUGGUCCAGUCCAGGAAAGCUGGUAUUACGUCUGCGCUUGCAUCAAGCACUUUAAACAACGAAGAGCUAAAAAACCAUGUUUACAAGAAGACCCUCCAAGCCUUAAUCUACCCCAUUUCUUGCACAACACCCCACAACUUUGAGGUGUGGACAGCCACCACACCCACCUACUGCUACGAGUGUGAAGGCCUGCUGUGGGGCAUUGCGCGCCAAGGAAUGCGAUGCACCGAGUGUGGUGUGAAGUGCCACGAGAAGUGCCAAGACCUCCUCAACGCCGACUGCCUGCAAAGAGCUGCAGAGAAGAGCUCCAAGCACGGAGCUGAAGACCGUACGCAGAAUAUCAUCAUGGUGCUGAAAGACCGCAUGAAGAUCCGGGAGCGUAAUAAACCUGAGAUCUUUGAGCUAAUCCAGGAGAUUUUUGCUGUCUCCAAGACAACUCACACGCAGCAAAUGAAGGCAGUAAAGCAGAGCGUCCUGGACGGCACCUCAAAAUGGUCAGCCAAGAUCAGCAUCACAGUUGUUUGUGCGCAAGGCUUGCAGGCAAAGGACAAAACAGGUUCCAGCGACCCUUAUGUUACCGUCCAGGUUGGGAAGACCAAAAAGAGAACGAAAACUAUCUAUGGCAACCUGAACCCAGUCUGGGAGGAAAACUUCCACUUCGAAUGCCAUAAUUCCUCCGAUCGGAUCAAGGUUCGAGUAUGGGAUGAAGAUGAUGACAUCAAGUCCCGGGUGAAGCAGCGCUUUAAGAGAGAAUCCGAUGAUUUCCUGGGACAGACCAUCAUCGAAGUCCGGACGCUGAGUGGAGAGAUGGAUGUCUGGUACAACCUUGACAAGCGGACAGACAAGUCAGCCGUCUCUGGAGCUAUCCGGCUGCACAUCAGUGUGGAGAUCAAAGGAGAGGAGAAAGUUGCACCGUAUCAUGUCCAGUACACCUGCCUCCAUGAGAACCUUUUCCAUUUUGUGACGGACAUCCAAAACAACGGCGUGGUAAAAAUCCCAGAUGCUAAAGGUGAUGAUGCUUGGAAAGUGUAUUUUGAUGAAACGGCCCAGGAGAUUGUGGAUGAGUUUGCCAUGAGAUACGGAGUGGAGUCCAUCUAUCAGGCUAUGACGCAUUUUGCGUGCCUUUCCUCCAAGUAUAUGUGUCCUGGUGUCCCUGCAGUCAUGAGCACCUUGCUAGCUAACAUCAAUGCUUACUACGCCCACACCACGGCUUCCACCAACGUCUCUGCCUCCGACCGCUUUGCUGCUUCCAAUUUCGGGAAAGAACGGUUUGUCAAACUGCUGGACCAGCUUCACAAUUCUCUACGUAUCGAUCUCUCCAUGUACCGGAAUAACUUCCCAGCCAGUAGUCCUGAAAGACUGCAGGACCUCAAGUCCACGGUGGACCUUCUGACCAGCAUCACCUUCUUCCGGAUGAAGGUCCAAGAGCUCCAAAGUCCCCCACGAGCCAGUCAGGUUGUAAAGGAUUGUGUGAAGGCCUGCCUCAACUCGACCUACGAGUACAUUUUUAACAACUGCCAUGAACUCUAUAGCCGUGAAUACCAGACUGACCCGACCAAAAAGGGGGAGCUGCCACCAGAAGAACAAGGACCCAGUAUCAAGAAUCUAGAUUUUUGGUCCAAGUUAAUCACUUUGAUUGUGUCGAUCAUAGAGGAAGACAAGAAUUCAUACACACCGUGCCUCAACCAGUUCCCUCAAGAGCUGAAUGUGGGAAAGAUCAGUGCUGAAGUGAUGUGGAAUCUUUUUGCUCAGGAUAUGAAGUAUGCAAUGGAAGACCACGACAAGCAUCGGCUGUGCAAGAGUGCCGACUACAUGAACCUGCACUUUAAGGUGAAAUGGCUGUAUAAUGAAUACGUCACGGACCUCCCUUUGUUCAAGAGCCGCGUCCCCGAAUACCCCGCAUGGUUCGAACCUUUUGUUAUACAGUGGCUGGACGAGAAUGAGGAAGUUUCACGGGAUUUCCUACAUGGAGCACUGGAAAGGGACAAGAAGGAUGGGUUCCAGCAGACCUCUGAGCAUGCCCUUUUCUCCUGCUCGGUGGUGGACGUCUUCUCCCAGCUCAACCAGAGCUUUGAGAUCAUCAAGAAGCUGGAAUGCCCCGACCCACAGAUUGUUGGCCACUACAUGCGCCGGUUUGCCAAGACCAUCAGCAACGUUCUGCUACAAUAUGCGGAGAUCAUUUCGAAGGACUUUGCCUCCUACUGCUCCAAGGAGAAGGAAAAAGUGCCCUGCAUCCUGAUGAAUAACAUACAGCAGCUUCGUGUCCAGCUGGAGAAGAUGUUUGAAGCCAUGGGUGGCAAAGAGCUGGACUCCGAGGCCAGUGACAUCCUCAAGGAACUUCAAGUGAAGCUUAACAACGUCUUAGAUGAGCUGAGCCGAGUGUUCGCAACAAGUUUUCAGCCACACAUCGAGGACUGUGUGAAGCAGAUGGGUGAUAUCCUGACCCAGGUGAAAGGCACGGGCAACAUGCCUGCCAGCGCCUGCAGCAGUGUGGCCCAAGAUGCUGACAACGUCCUGCAGCCCAUCAUGGACCUUCUGGAUAGCAACCUGACACUGUUUGCUAAAAUCUGUGAGAAGACCGUCCUGAAGCGAGUGCUGAAGGAGCUAUGGAGGCUGAUCAUGAACACCAUGGAGAAGACCAUUGUGCUCCCGCCACUCACGGACCAGACGAUGAUUGGCACUCUCUUAAGAAAGCAUGGGAAGAGCAGCGAGAAGAGUAGGGUGAAGAUGCCCAGUCACACUGAAGGCACGCAGAUGAUUUUCAAUGCAGCCAAGGAAUUGGGGCAGCUUUCGAAACUAAAGGACCACAUGGUGCGCGAGGAGGCCAAAAGCCUGACGCCCAAACAAUGCGCUGUAGUGGAACUUGCCCUGGACACCAUCAAGCAAUACUUCCACGCGGGAGGCGUGGGUCUCAAGAAAACCUUCCUGGAGAAAAGCCCAGACUUGCAAUCUUUGCGCUAUGCAUUGUCGCUCUACACACAGGCAACAGACCUGCUGAUCAAAACUUUUGUUCAGACACAGUCCUCCCAGGGAUCUGGAGUGGAUGACCCUGUGGGAGAAGUCUCGAUUCACGUGGAACUCUUCACCCACCCGGGCACAGGAGAGCACAAAGUCACCGUCAAAGUGGUGGCUGCCAAUGACCUGAAGUGGCAAACUUCGGGCAUCUUCCGCCCCUUCAUCGAAGUCAACAUUAUCGGGCCACACCUCAGCGACAAAAAGAGGAAGUUUGCCACCAAAUCCAAGAACAAUAGCUGGUCACCCAAAUACAACGAAAGUAUCCAGUUUACUCUUGGCACGGAAACUGGGCCCGAGUGUUAUGAGCUGCAGGUGUGUGUGAAGGACUACUGUUUUGCCCGAGAGGACCGUACUGUGGGCAUCGCCAUCCUGCAGCUGAAGGACAUCAUGCAGCGGGGCAGCUGUGCCUGCUGGCUGCCCCUGGGCCGGCGGGUCCACAUGGAUGACACAGGCCUCACGGUGUUGCGCAUCCUCUCACAGCGGAAUAACGACGAGGUGGCCAAGGAGUUUGUCAAACUGAAGUCGGACACACGAUCCGCGGAGGAGGGCAGCAGCAGCUAAGGCCCUCUGGCUGUCAUGACCUGCUAGGAUUUCCCUCCCUCACUGUCCUUGUCCCUUCCCCCUUUUCUAUAGCCAUGUCGAAGCCAUAGAACUUUCAGAUGUGUCCUUUCUUCUCCCCAUCUCCAUGACCCCCUCGAAAGCUUUGUUCCCACUGCCAAGCAUCACCCUCACGUCCCUCCAAACACAUACACUUUGCCAAACCCCCCUCACAGAGGUCACGGUGGGGCAGAUGGGUCAGGGGAAAGGAUAUGCUUCUAGAAUGGGGGCCAGAGGUACUCCCAGAGGAGGUUCCAGCUAGACACCCUGCCAACACCUGUUUCCUGGGCGCAAUUCUGUUGGAAGCAGAUCAGAAACAGCCUGACGUUAUUCCAGAUAAUAAGUUUUGUAGCCAGUUCCCAUUGGCAGCAGCUCUGAGCUGCAAACACCGGGGAAUGCAGCUAGAUUGCACUCCAGUCCUUGCCCAGUCCAAACAGGACUUAGACCCCCAAUCUAUGGGGCUGGAAAAGAAGCAGACCUCUGCACCCCCUUUCUGUUGCAUUGAUUCCUAGGGAUUGCAAUUUGCUAGCAGUGCUUGAUUAGAGUAAGGCAAACUCUCUGGGAGGGGAAAUAACCUGUUAGUCCAUUUAGAUCUGUGAUAAAGAUCUUCCCCCAUCCCUUCCAUGUUUGCCUCCAACUCUGUCAACCCAGUCUUGGAAUGUUUUUGAGUACCUUGCUCUGCAUCCUUUUCCAAAUGGAAUUUUUCCCCUUUCUGCUCUUUCUCAUCUCCCUAAAGUCCAUGCCCUUUUGAAAAAAAAAACCCCAUCCAAAUAUAUAUUUCCAUACAAUCUGCCUGGGACCAAAGCGUCAGAAUUUGGGUUGAAUGUUUACACACAGGUGCACAAUCCACCAAACUUUUAUAAACUGCAUUGACUGGAAAAUUAGAAGAAAAGGAAAGGGGAGGGGGCGAUCUUAGAGAUUCCGGUGCUUCCAGACAGAGGAUUCCUCGUGCUACCAUUCGUAUUACCCUCUUGACCACUGUCAAAUUCCGUGAAUGUGACAGGGAGACGGCACAAUCAAAGCCCCGGCUGGAAGCAUCCCAAAGUUCCAUCCCUAUCCGUGUUUCCCGACCCACUUUUGCACAAAUAGACCUCAUGCCAUUCCUAUCUGUGGGGUGAGAUGGGAAGAAACCCCAUUGAUGGCAGUGCCCUGUCAUAGGAGAACCCCUCUGUGAACCGGUUCUCUUAGUACUUUCUGUUUGGCAUGUGGUUGAAACAACAAAAUAAUAAUUAUCAUAACCCUUACUUGUGCAGCACACAUAUUGGGUUGUUUUCAUGUUGUCUGUUCCAUACCCAAAGUGAAUUGAACAAUGGUUAAACAAACAAUGGAUGCAUGAUAUUGAAAUGUUUUGCACUAUUUUGAACUUUUGGGGCUCUAUACAAAUAUUUUAUUAAGACAUUAAAAAGGAAAAUGAGGUU